Drosophila ficusphila is the source of this 819-nucleotide messenger RNA. RefSeq names its product 28S ribosomal protein S7, mitochondrial (gene mRpS7). Gene Ontology annotation, molecular function: structural constituent of ribosome; mRNA binding; rRNA binding. The record is from RefSeq and is a predicted model, not a curated record. The coding region runs from base 107 to 763 and encodes 218 amino acids. Gene Ontology annotation, biological process: ribosomal small subunit assembly; translation. Gene Ontology annotation, cellular component: ribosome. Lineage: Eukaryota; Metazoa; Arthropoda; Insecta; Diptera; Drosophilidae. The transcript is spliced from 2 exons.
UACGACGAUGUCUUGACUUGCCUACAUGCUUGCUCCAAUUGUCCAUAGCAUAUAUUAAACAAAUCUAAUACAUUUUGGCCGAUGUAAUACAAAAGAAGAUGUCAACAUGUCUUUUAUGAGUCGCAUUGCAGAAAAAUCUUCGAAGAUUCGUUGCCUCCGUUUGAUGUCGGUGUAUCCUACACACUACGUUGAACCAAUUGUACAAAAAGAUAAACAAAUUGAGCAAAAGAAUGAGUUAUCAAAGCUUUACCAUGUGCCAAUCAAGGCGGCUGUCAACAAGGCUUCUGACACAGUCUUUCAUGAUGAUACAAAAGAGAAAAUGAUAAAUUAUAUAACGAAGAAAGGGAAUAGUGCACUGGCCAGAAAUCUUUUGUCGAAGACAUUUGAGAAAAUAAAACGAACACAGACGGAGCAUAUGAAUCUAGCCAAAGGAGACAAAAAUGCUAUAAAUACCAAUGCCGAAUCGCUUUUGAAACAAGCGGUGGAAAAUUGUAGACCCCUUCUUCAAGUAACUGCCAUUAAACGUGGAGGAGUUACCUACCAAGUUCCUGUUCCCAUAACGACAAAACGAUCUUAUUUUUUGGCCAUGAAGUGGCUCCUGGAAGCAGCACGCGAAAAGGAGCGCAAAGUGUCCCUUCCGGAAAAACUUGCCUGGGAGAUUCUGGAUGCCGCCCAUGGACAGGGAAGAGUUGUUAAGCGGAAGGACGACUUGCACCGGCAGUGUGAAAGCAACCGAGCUUACGCACAUUACCGAUGGAGCUAAAUAUAAGUUGAUAUUGUUUUUGUAAUACAAUAAAAUUUUAAAUGUUGUUUUAACAA